AUGAAAACAGGAACAACAGGCCUGACGACAGGCCUUUUGUCGAAGGCCGCCACUCCAUCUCGAAUUCUAUGUUCUACCCCAGCAAGCCAACAUCGAGCAUUGAAGAGGGAUAACAACAAGUCAUGUCAAACACGAAAUCUUUCAACAAUAUGCGCCUCGAGAAGGAAAUGCAAAUAUUCUCAGCAGGACCUGUCAUUGAAACCAAUGCAGAGACGUUCUUUUCAUGCAUCAGCGAGAUAUCAAGCCACGAAGAAUCCCUAUGAUGUUCUCGGUGUAGACAAGGGCGCAUCUGCGUCAGCCAUUAAGAAAGCAUAUUAUGGUCUUGCUAAAAAGUUCCAUCCAGACACAAAUAAGGAUCCAAAUGCUAAAGAUAAAUUCGCCGAAGCACAAUCUGCUUAUGAACUGUUAACCGACCCACAGAAAAAGGCAGCUUGGGAUCAGUAUGGGUCUGCAGCAUUCGACCAAGGAGCAGGACCCGGACCUGGUGCUGAUCCAUUCGGUGGUGCGGGGGGUUUUGGAGGUUUUGGGGGUGGAUCUGGCGGGUUCCCGGGUGGAGGGUUUGGAGCCGAUUUCAAUUUCGAAGAUUUGUUUAAGGGUUUUACUGGAGGAAGAAGGGGUAGAAAAGGCGGUGCCAAUCCAUUUCAUCCCGAGGAAAUACUUGUCGGAGACAGCAUUGAGGUUCAAACGAAUAUCUCCUUCAUGGAAGCAGCAAAAGGGACGAGCAAAACCAUCAACAUAUCCCCACUAUCCACUUGCAAAACAUGUCGCGGAAAUGGCAUGAAAUCUGGAACGAAGCGGUCGUCAUGUAGAUCUUGUGGAGGAAGUGGUACACGCGUGCAUUCUAUGGGUGGGUUCCAAAUGGCUUCGACUUGCAGUGCAUGCGGUGGUCACGGAAUGGUGAUUCCAUCUGGAGGAGAAUGUGGUACAUGUUCUGGAAAUGGAGUUGUGCGUGAGCGUAAAACGAUCAACGUCGAUAUACCUGGAGGAAUUGAGGAUGGUAUGCGAUUGCGAUUGGAUAGGGAAGGUGACGCCCCGGCUACUGGUCAAGCUGCGAACCCUGACAGCCCUUCACAACCUGGUGAUCUUUAUGUACUUGUUCGAGUGGCUACGGAUCCCAAAUUCAGCCGCUCUGGAUCUGACAUCUUAUAUACCGCAACGAUCCCUCUCACAACUGCAUUACUUGGAGGUGAGGUCAAGAUACCGACCUUGGAUGGAGAUGUCAGUGUUAAGAUCGCAACUGGAACCGGUAGUGGAGAUAAAAUUACUUUAGGGGGUAAAGGUAUGAAAAGGUUGGAAGGACGUAAAGGGGGAACUGGGGACCUGAAAGUGAUAUUCAAGGUCCACAUGCCUAAAUCUCUCAGUGCUAACCAGCGAACGAUUGUGGAAAUGCUUGCCGAUGAGAUGGGUGAUAAAACAGCGAAGCGUGUCAUGAAUGUUGGCCGUGCCUCAAGUUCCUCAUCAAACCCAUCGAAUACCGAAGAGAAUCACAAGCAAGAAGGAUUCCUCAAAUCCGUCUGGCAAAAAUUUACAGAUGGCGCUAAUUCGCCCAAGGAGGGCGACAAGGAGGACGAAUCCAAGAAGAAAUGA
This is a messenger RNA of Sclerotinia sclerotiorum 1980 UF-70, 1587 nucleotides long. RefSeq lists its product as hypothetical. The record is from RefSeq and is a predicted model, not a curated record. Gene Ontology annotation, molecular function: ATP binding; heat shock protein binding. The transcript is spliced from 3 exons. Bases 1 to 1587 code for a protein of 528 amino acids. Lineage: Eukaryota; Fungi; Ascomycota; Leotiomycetes; Helotiales; Sclerotiniaceae. Gene Ontology annotation, biological process: response to heat; protein refolding. Gene Ontology annotation, cellular component: cytoplasm.